GAAAUCAUGAAGAAUACAAAAAUACAUAACACUUACAAUAAUAAUGAUAAUUUCUCAAGUUUAUUGUUCCAAUUUAUCAAGCUUAAUGUUGGAAAGUGGUGAAUGGAUGAUGAUUAAUACGUUGAUGUAAAUAGAUGAUGGUCGAUGAUGAUUAGUAUGAGAUAAGUAGAUGAUGUUGGUGGAGGAGAAGGAAAAGAGGUUUAAUUUUACAAAUUCUGGAAAAAAUAAGUAAAAUUGACCCAGAGAUUUGAAUGGUAAGAAUUUAAAGAUCUAAAUCGUGAAUAGUGUAGGAUUUUAAAGUUCGUAAAUUUUUUAGUGAAAUCAGGAUCAAAUAGGUAAGUAAAAUGGUAAGAUUUUAGAAUUUAAAUCGAGAUUAUGACUACUCUGGCGAGAGAAAAGGCUGAACUUGACUUACUUUAUUGAUGGAGUAGUUAGGGUGGGCUCUCAUGCGGUGGGAAGAUUAGUGGUUAAGGAUCGGGGAGGAAGUGUGACUUUUGUGCAGGGGUUUCAGUAUGCAGAUCUUGAAGAUCCGUUCCUGGUCGAGUUGAUGGGGUUCUGGGAUGCCAUCCAGUGGUGCUUUUUGAAGGGCCUUUCUGAGGUGGCACUCUAUGGUGAUACGAAAGCAUUAUUAUAAAAAUUAGGACAAUGAAUAUUCGCGCGGUGGAGUGAUUCUGGAAGAGAUUGGGGUUCUUCAACAACAAUUUCGACGGAUGACAGUAAAUUUUAUUGGCAGACAAACCAAUUGAGUUGCCCAUUUGAUGGCUAGAAAGACUUUUUUUCAUUUCCCGCCGCUUGUGAUAGUUUGAUUCUAGACCGUGGUUAUUAUUGUUUGGUUUGUAGAUUUUUGUUAUCACUUAUCUGUGAGUUCUUUGGUAAUACAAGCCAUUGGAAAGGUGGGGAAACUGAUCUAAGAACCUGCGGAUACUUUUUUUUUUUUUUUGGUUUCUUAGAAGUUAGAACUCAGCUCAGGAAACGAGACGGCUCAUAACAGCAUGAAAAAUGAAAAGUAUAGACUUUAGGCCCAGUCAUGUGCUUUGUAGUUUCAGAACUUCUCAGUGCUCUUUCUUCGAAGGGUUUGGACGGGCUGGCCUAAUCAUCAUCCAAGCAACGAACACGAGGCCCACAGGCCCAUGAUAGUCAAAGCCCAGAGGGAUAACCGAAAACAUCACGCUCUCGUCUCUUUUCCGUCUCUGUUUCUGUCUCAGCUUACAUUCAAAUAGGAUUCUCGGUCACACACACCCGCCUGACCCGGCGGAGCCAUUGUUAAAGGGUUUUAGAAAAGAGCCGUCACCCCAGAGCCAAUCUCUCUCAGGCAGCAACGCCAUCUCCUUUUCAGAUGAAGCUUCCAAUCCCGCCAUGAGGACCAGAUCGUCCCUCCGCCACCCAAAAACCCCCUCCGCCGCCGCUGCUGCUCUGCCUCCACCUACUCCCGAGAGCAAUCCCUCGGACUGCGCAAACGGGAUCGCCAGAAUCGCAGUCGCGCAGGUCUGCCAAUCGGUCGGUUUCAAGUCGGCGGAGGCCCCGGCCCUCGAAACCCUGACCCGCGUGGCUGGUCUUUACCUCAAAACCCUAGCCAAGGCGGCGGCGUCCUACUCCGGCGACAGCAAUCGCACCGAAUCGAAUGCCUUCGACGUCGUCAACGCCCUCCACGAGCUCGAAUCGGCGCAGGGAUUCGCCGGGGCGUCGGAUCCCCGCGGCUGCUGUCUGGUGAGAUCGAGCGUGGUGAAAGACGCGCAGCGUUUCUUGAAUACCAUCGACGAGAUCCCCUUUGCGAAGCCGAUUCCGAGGGCGGACGGUUCGGAAUCGUCUCCGGCGCCGCCGUGCUCGGGUGCCCGGCUGAGGGGGAAGCACAUUCCGGACUGGUUGCCGGAUUUCCCCGAGGAGAGCAGGUAUAGGGAGGAGGGAUGUGAGGGAAUCGUGGAGGGUAGGGAUGUGGAGUUGGCGUUGUGGGAGAGAACAAUUUCCUGCGGAGGAGAAGGAGUGGGAGCUGGUGGGAAAACUGGAGAAGGGAGUGGAGGGGAGUUGAGAAGGGAGAGGGAAAGAGUGAAGUUCCAGAUAUGCAAAAGGGAAGAAGCUACCCUCAUCGCGAAGAAGAAGAGAAGAACAAUGGGAGACGGUGACGACUGACGACAGAGAAAUGGGUUGGUUUGUCUAUGGUGGAGGCAGGUUUCGAACCAUUGAUGUCACGACGUCACAUGUGCUAUGCAGCUCCUACACCACUGUGCUAGUGCCAAAAUAUCAAUAUAAUUUUCCUCACUUUUCUAUAUCUACCAGAGUGCCUAGCUGUGUCUUUCUCCUUCAACCUCAAAGGGUUUUUUACAUUUGCUACAACUUUGGCAGUCGGACUGUGCUCUUGUUUCUCGUUGUUUUUUAUUCGUUGGUGGUUAGUACUAAGUUACGAAUUUAAAGUGCGGUGAAUGUUUCAUCCCCACAAUAUCACCAAAUCAACUUCUUAGGGGUUACGUGCUUUAUAUGUAAAUGAUUUUUUUUUUAUAAAUUGUUCUAUUGGAUUUCUAAAACUGUACCAUAAAUUUAAAUUGAAUCG
Molecule: messenger RNA, 2545 nt
Organism: Linum trigynum
Lineage: Eukaryota; Viridiplantae; Streptophyta; Magnoliopsida; Malpighiales; Linaceae
Source: the annotation of a GenBank genome assembly